This is a messenger RNA of Acanthaster planci (crown-of-thorns starfish), 5048 nucleotides long. RefSeq lists its product as uncharacterized. NCBI's taxonomy places the organism in Eukaryota, Metazoa, Echinodermata, Asteroidea, Valvatida, Acanthasteridae. The record is from RefSeq and is a predicted model, not a curated record. Gene Ontology annotation, molecular function: protein binding. Gene Ontology annotation, cellular component: cytosol.
CAAUAAUGGCGACAAUGUGAAAGUCAGAAGAUACUCUUCCGGAUUUUCUUUUUGCCGGAAUUCCACCGGUUUUUACCUGACUAUAUUUUUUUAGUUUAGUUUUUAAUUUUAUUUUUGGAACGAAAUGGGAAAGGAGCAAGAUUUGUUGGAUGCUGCCCGGACAGGGAACGUUGUAACGAUUCAAAAAAUAUUGUCGGCUCGACCGAAGAAUGCACUCUCGCAAGCGAUUGCUAUCGGUUUCAGACGAAGUGUGGCCCCUAAUUGCCAAGACAGCUCUGGGUAUACACCGAUGCACCAUGCAGUUCUGAAUGGGCACAGGCUUGCAGUGGAGAUUCUGCUUAAGUACGAUGCCUCCCCGGGCAUGCCAGAUGCCAAGGGCAGCACACCAUUCCACCUGGCUGCCUGGACAGGAGGGACGGAAAUCAUCCGUGUACUCAUAUCUCACGCCCGGGCGUACUGCCACAUCAACGGACAGAAUAAUGACUGGGAUACUCCCUUGCACUUCGCAGCGCAGUAUGGCCACACAGAUGUCGUCAAACUAUUGCUGGAGAAUGCGGCUGACCCUACCAUCGUCAACAAGAAAGAGGAGAUGCCCUUGGACCUGGCGGCCCAGUACGGGCGGCUGGAGACGGUCCAGCUGCUGUUAGGGAGGCAGCCCGAGCUGCUGGGCCGCAUCCCCGACCAUCGCUCCAUCCUGCACCUGGCGGCCAGGAACGGCCACCCGGAGGUCAUCAAAGCUCUGCUGGCGGCCGGCUGUGACAUCAAUAAAAAGCUCAAGACAGGUUCAGCGCUACACGAGGCCGCACUUUUUGGUAAAGUGGAGGCGGUUCGAGUCCUCCUAGAGCACAGCCCAGCGAUCAACUACCGCAUGAAGGACUCUGCCAGCGAGACAGCGCUGCAGAAAGUGGAAGGAUACCCGUCCAAAGUGGCCAUCGAAAUAGCCGCCAUGAUCAAAGCCCACAUAAGAGGCGAUCCACUACCCCCGUCCACAGCAACUCCCGGCCCACUGCGCAAAGCCAAAGAGCUCAUUGACGCUGAGCAGCAGUCGACGUAUGAUAACGUGCCUCCAGCUACGGCCCCUGACCUCCCCGCCGGUCGUCACUCCUCGUACACCCCGCCGCUGGUCAAAAAGCCUGCGCGGCCAUUCCGCCCGAUGGCGGGCGCGGGCCGCAGUGCCAACUACAUGAACGUGGACCUGCCCGCCAAGGUGCCUCCCAAGAAACCAGCUCGCUCCUCCAUCGGGAUUCUGCUGGACAAGGUGGACUUGUCCGCCUCGCCCAAGGCCGAGUCGCCGCUGGUGAACUCCACCUGUUCCAUGUAUGACCUGUCUUCUGCUCCCUUGGGCAGCAGCAGCCCAGCGUCUCAGCCAAAGAGCUCAGAUUCGGAGAAGUCACCUCCGCCCUUGCCGGACCGCAACUACUACGACGAAGACGUCGCAGGGGAGUACACCCAACUCCGCUUGGAUGCCACCAAAGCCACCGUCAGUGCCUCGCCCUCAGUGCCUAUCAAGUCCACGGGGUCCUCUUUCAAAUGCUCUGCCCCUCCUCCCACCACCGUACCGCCGGAGCCCGCCGUGCUGAUGAGAGCUAGCUCCAGGAAGAAGCGGCACAUCUACGCACCAGACCCCAUUGACGAUGACCCCGUUAUCUCUUCCAAGGAGGACGUCAACGAAGUCCGCAAGAGCCUGGUCCUCCUGGACCACCCCCCUCUCCUGGCCCAAGCCCCUGACCCCAUCCCCGGCCCCGGUCCCAUGCCCUCCUCGUCAGAGUCAGAGAGCUUCUAUGAGGAUUUGUCCGAAGCGUACAGCGGUGAGGUUGUCACCAUGCAGCAGGUGCAAAGCUCCACAGCUCCCCUGCAGCACUUGCAAAUCCCAGCACAUUGCAACAGUACAAUGGGCUCAUCCACGGGCAGCGACACAGACGCAGAUGUCUAUGAGCUUCUCUCUGACGCCACGACAGGACAGCACGAGAAUUACAACAUCCCCCCGCCCACCAGAGUUGCCCUUUCCUCGGUGGGCUCCGCCCUGGAAGACUUAUCCCCAACAAAAGGCAUAAACCCUGUCCCUCCGCCUCGCCGUUCCAAACAUCAAGCUGCUUCCCCCAGGAGCUCCACCCCGACUCUCCCCAUGCCGUCCAUCAACAAUGACCUCAACGGUAGUUUGCCCACGCUGGCCACCAGCUCCUACUAUUCGGACCUCCAGAGUUCGGAGACGGCGGACUCGGACGUGCCGUCCUCCCCCGGCAGUUGCUAUUCCCAGCCGCCCACCCCGGACCACCCACCACCCUCCCCGCACACCGCCAUGUUGGGCAUUCAGGCCAAGCUGUCCCCACAGUCCUUCCCGCGUGGUAACUUGCUCGGGGGGCAGGAGCCGUCAAAUCAAGCGUGGACUUCUCAGCGUGCAUCAGUGGAGGAGGGAUCAGCCUUCCGGCCGAUCGGGUGCAGAGACCCCGCAGACUCUUCAGAACAGGCGUCUCGCUUCCUUGAGACCCGGCAUUGCCUCGCUCCAGAGAGUUCUGUUUUUUACAGCACAGGGACUAAUUACUCCCUCGCCGAUCCGUCCAGUGGAUUUGACGACCGGAGCGAAGAGAGACAGUCCGGAAGACGGCUGAACCGACCAGAAAAACCAUCCCGUUUUGGCUUCCCACGGACGGGCAUCGGCGCUACACCCCAAACUCAUUUCACCGACGAUAGUCACCCAGGACCUGUGGAUUUGCACCAGACUGAGACCGGCAGGGGACCAGUGAACGGCAGCCACUCUCUCACUCACUCAAGCAUUGCUGACUCAGAGGGUUACCAGGCCAACGACGAGUUUCAGAGCAUCACUGAUACCAGCAGUAGCGGCGAUACCGAGUUGCUGAGACAAGACGAGGAAGAUCCCUUUGCUGGACCAGCUCACCGCAUCCAAGGUCUGAUCUACGGCUCCAACCGCGGCAGUCGCAACCUGUCCCUGGAGACCACCUCCCGCUUCUCCCUGUCCCAGCACAUGACGGACUGGUCCCUGGCCGGUUCCUCCCGCACCAGCAUGGUCGGGGAGAACGGCCCAGCGGAUGCCCCACCCGACGGAGGAGGAGGCGGGGGACACGGGGGAGGGACGGAAGACGGCGCCGGAGCCAUUGACGAGAACUCGGAAUGGGCGCAGAUUGAGAGCAUAAUGGCAUCCUUCGGUGCUGGUCUGGUCCGAGAAUCUGUCUACAUCAGAGACUUCCAGAAAGAGUUUGAAAAGAUGUUUGAAGGCCCUACAAAACCUCAAAGCGUUGGUGCAUGGCUGGAAAGCUUAGGCAUGGGACAGUACGAGAACAUGCUGAUAGCAAACGGAUUUGACAACUUGGACUUCAUGGGAGGCAACAUCCUGGAGGAGAGUGACCUGACCGAGAUGGGAAUCCUGGAGGAACUCCACCGCAAGAUCAUCUUGCAGGCCACCAGCGCACUCCCAGUCAUGAAGACAAUCACACAAGAAGGCAACAUGCCCAGCUCUGUGUCAGAGUGGCUGCGAAGCCUGCUGCUCAGCGACUGCAUACCAAAUUUCCUGUCCAACGGGAUCACGUCAAUGGAGCGCGCCAUGGAACUCUGGGAGCUGGAACUCGAAACUGUACUUGAGGUCCACCUGUUGGGACACAGGAAGAGAAUCCUAGCAUCGCUGGGUGAGAGGAGGCACAGUGUGGGCAGCAGCAGUAACAGCAGCAUACCUAGACCAGACUCGCUGGAACUCACCACAGAUGACCUGGAGUUGAAGUUGUCCUCCUUCGAGAGGCGGAAGCAGCUUUCCAGUAUCACCUCCGAGCAGUCUGCCUCCUUGGACAUUGACCUCUUCAAGGACUACUCCAAGGAGGUGACCACGCCCAACAAGCCCAAACCCUUGCCAGGCUUCUCUGCUCAGGACAGCACGCCCUUGGCUAACGCCCAAGCCUCCGCUGUCGCGGCAAUGCAGCACUCAGACAUUGAGGACUAUGACAAUAUGGCCACGUCGGACAGGAUGACAGCCAGUACGUCUUGUAGGGCAUCAGAUGCCAAGGAGGCGGAAAAUGGACCAACCUCUCCCCCUGUGCAAUGGAUGCAUCCUCCCGAGGCACUCAUCAAGGGCUGUUGCAAUUACACUGCAUCGUAUCUUGGGUCCACACUGGUGAAGGAAGCCAAAGGCACGGACUCCACACAAGAAUCCUGCACCAAGCUGAGACGGUCAGCCUCCCACCUGCACAAAGUGCCCUCCAUCACUCUCUCCAUCAGCUACUUGGGUGUCAAAUUCAUUGACUUCAAGUCCAAGAUGGUCAUCACAGAGCACGAGAUUUGUAACAUAUCAUGCGUCACCCAGGAUUCGGACGACCUGCGAACCUUCGCAUACAUCACCAAGGACAGCGAGAAUGACAAGCUGUAUUGCCACGUCUUCAGCGUGAAGGCAGAGGACAUUGCUGCAGAAAUAAUCAUGACCUUGGGUCAGGCGUUUGAGAUAGCUUAUCAGAUGCUCCUGAAGUCGAGACCGGGCUCCACUGAACACACCAGACUGUUGUCAAAUACCUCCGAAAACGACCACGAAACCAGAUUAUGAGGACUCACCUCAACAGAAGCCUAUUCUCCCAGUACAUUGUUAAAACUUAUUUGCGCUUACCCCUUUGCAAAAUUGGUGUCAGUGUCCGGGUUAUUCCCAGAGCGGUCAAGGCAGACAGACUACAACCUGUGAAAUUUCACCACCUCGGCCAAAGUAUAGCCCACGUUGUGUGAAUCUAAUGUGGGAGGGACUGCCUGAAUCUUUAAAGUUUCCAAGAAAUGUUCUCCACAUCAGGAAGUCUCAACAUAAAAUUCUGCAAACAAUUUUGGCGGUGUUCUGUAAUGCUUUUCUCCGUCUCCACAUGAGCAAGAAUCAACCCAGAACCAUGCCCGAUAAUGUUGUGGCUGUCGAGAUACAUGUAUGUGUUUAUUUGUGACCCAUUCCCACAGAAACAGGACAAAGUAGCUCAGAACAAAAUGUGUGUAAAUAAAGCUUUAAAGGGUAGCUGCAAUCAAUUUGUUUUAAUACAAACCUUUUAAGUGCACCUUUGUGUCUCAGUUAACCU